This is a messenger RNA of Athalia rosae (coleseed sawfly), 2049 nucleotides long. RefSeq names its product WD repeat-containing protein 46. The record is from RefSeq and is a predicted model, not a curated record. Gene Ontology annotation, cellular component: nucleolus; 90S preribosome; small-subunit processome. Lineage: Eukaryota; Metazoa; Arthropoda; Insecta; Hymenoptera; Athaliidae. Gene Ontology annotation, biological process: maturation of SSU-rRNA from tricistronic rRNA transcript (SSU-rRNA, 5.8S rRNA, LSU-rRNA). Gene Ontology annotation, molecular function: protein binding. The coding region runs from base 321 to 1994 and encodes 557 amino acids. The transcript is spliced from 5 exons.
ACUAACAAGCGUUGCACAAUUAAUUAAUAAAUAAAAUUUUCAUCAAUUUAAAAAAUAUUAUUCACCUUCUUUCAUAUGUAUUCUAACUUCAGAAUCAUGAAACCGUCAGGGAAAUUAAGCUAUGAAAAAAUACCACCGAGAAAUUCUGUUCCUUUGAAUCAUUCAGACCUAGCCUCUGAUGCAAAAAAUAUACUCGUGUCAUACUGUCUAAUGUGGCAAUUCGAAAGUGGAGUAGUCGCCGUCAGUAAAGCACGUGGGUUUAUCUGAUGUUUAGUUACAAAUUCUCGCAUUAAACGUGUUGUUCCAACCAACAUUUUAAAAUGCCUAAUACUGCAAAGGCAAUUAUGAAUCCCGAAGAAAUCGUAACAUUAGUAGACAUUAAAAAGCCAAAAUGGGGUCGCAGACAACAUGAUGAGAAAUCGUCAAGGUUAGAAAGAAAAAUUAAAUACCCUGGAAAGGCCCCGAUUCCCAAAGAGAAGUUAGCAAAAUACAAUCGUGGACCAGGAAUUAAUUUGAAGCCUACUCGAACUGGUGUUCGCACAAAGAUCCAUAGAAUUCGUCUGAAAAAGAAAGAACGAGCUAUAAAAUACUCUACAGAACAAUCGGCUCGCAGUGAAUUGCUUCUUACGGAAGCUCCUGGUUUUUUGGAACCAGAUAUUGGGGAGACGACUACUCAGUUUACGCAAAGGCAGAUUGCAGACAAUGUUGACAUUACUAGCGCAGCCAAACACUUCAAUUUAGACUUGAAUUUUGGCCCUUACCAUCUACGAUACUCAAGGAAUGGUCGCCACUUGCUCUUAGGUGGGAAACUUGGUCAUGUUGCUGCUUUUGAUUGGAUUACUAAAAAAUUAGCUUGUGAACUGAAUGUCAUGGAAUCUGUCCAUGACGUAGCUUGGCUCCAUGUCGAAACCAUGUUCGCAGUUGCCCAGAAAGAAUGGGUCUAUAUAUAUGACCACCAGGGGAUCGAACUACAUUGCCUUAAAAAUAUGAACAGCGUUACUCGUCUGGAAUUUUUGCCGUAUCAUUUUCUACUAGCCAGUGCAUCUAAACAGGGCUACUUGACCUGGCUGGAUGUGUCAAUAGGCAAAAUAAUAUCAAAGUUCAAUACCAAACUAGGCAAUUUGUCUGUCAUGACUCAAAAUCCCAGCAAUGCGCUUUUAUGCAUCGGACAUGCGAAAGGUGUAGUAUCGAUGUGGUCACCGAAUAGUCAAGAGCCAGUUGCUAAGAUGCUGUGUCACAAACAGGCAGUCUCGGCCUGUACAAUUCAUCCCAAUGGUACCUACAUGGCAACGAGUUGCCCAGAUCGGAGUAUCAAAGUGUGGGAUGUACGCCAGUUGUCCGGGCCCUUGCACAAUUUGAUUGUAUCGUCCCCGGCUCAAGAAUUAUCGUACAGCCAGAAAGGAUUGCUGGCCGUUGCAACAGGCAACGUAGUAGAGGUUUAUAGGGACUUCCAAGAGAGUAAAAAGGCAUAUUUGCGCCACCGUAGUUCCUGGCCGGUGACAAGCCAACAGUUUUGCCCGUACGAAGAUAUAUUAGGAAUCGCAACAGCCAAAGGAUUCCAGUCCUUACUUAUUCCUGGCAGUGCUGAGGCAAACUUUGACGCCCUCGAGAAUAAUCCGUUUCAAACUAAAAAUCAAAGACGCGAGGCCGAAGUCAAAGCACUUUUGGAAAAGAUUCAGCCUGAGUUUAUUACCCUCAAUCCAUCUGCAGUUGCUGAAGUUGAUCUACCCACUAUGAAGGACAAGUUUGAAGCGAAGAAAAAACUUCUUCACCUGAAACCAAAAAAGAUUGACUUUGAACCUCGUAAAACGAAAGCCAAAGGAAAGGGGGGAACUGCAAAAAUAAUCAAGACGAAAAAGAUAUUGAACGAUCUGAGUCGCAGGGAAACCGUCAAGCUGAUGCAGGAAGAUCAAUCACCCCGAAAUACGGAGAAAAAAUCGUUACAAGGAAGAACCGGUGGUGUUCUGGAUAGAUUUUUGCCCAAAACGAAAUAAUAAAUACUUACAUAGGCAAUCUGUAAACCUCUAAUAAACCUAUCUUUCUAUUAAA